CAUUCAAAGCCACAUUUGAAACUUUAAAAAUUAUGGCGAUAAUUACGCCGUGUUUUAUUUGUAGUCUACAAUACAUAAAUAGGUUAGUAAGACCCUCUCGCAACUGGAGUUUCUGAAAAUAUUUCCAUAUAAGAUUACAAAUUACGAUUCUUUUUACUUAGCCUAAACGAUUGAAACGGGAGAAUUCAUGGAAAAGAUGGAAAACUGUUAGGCAACCUGCAAGACGUAAACUAUUGCAGUUAAGGAUAAUGGUGCUUGCCAUAGAAGAAAAGGACACGUAAAUUGACCGCUGGAGGUCUCGCUUUUGCUCUGAAUUCGGAAGAGAAGGAGAAUGUAUGUGGCAAACGAGGAAUGGGGAGGGAGAGAGAGCGCGCAGGGGGGGUUAGCAAUGAAACAACUGAUACGCUCAGAAUCGGUCUGAAGGGGAGAGACGGCGCUGCAUCAUAAUGCUUGUUCAGUCAUAAACGCGCGGAUAUUUUUUAACGGAUAGAUAAUUUAUUUGUGGAAGUGUUCAUGUUCGGGCAACGUCGUGGACGUAAAAGAUAAACAAUAUAUCCACUUCAGAUGAGAUAAUUCUAUUUAUCGCUGCCUUCGGGCACCGUGUCAGUUGCACCAAAAGUGGUGGACUUACGCCGGACGACGCCUUCGGAGCAUCGGGUGUGAAUUUAGUCCAACAAAAGCGAGAAAUCAGCCUGCACUAUGGCCACGGAGCAAGAAAAGAACAAACGCCGCUUGCAGGAGCUGGCCGAGAGACCCGGAAACUCGUCCUGCGUGGACUGCGGCGCUGCAGACCCAGACUGGGCGUCCUUCACGCUGGGCGUGUUCGUAUGCCAACGCUGCUCCGGAAUCCACCGGAACAUCCCCCAGAUCAGCCGCGUCAAGUCUGUGACGCUGGAUGCCUGGCAGACGGCGGAGGUGGAGUUCAUUGCCUCUACUGGAAACAACGCCGCCAAAGACAAGUAUGAACAGAAGAUCCCUCCAUUUUACUACCGGCCCACACACACGGACUGCCAGCUGCUGCGGGAGCAGUGGAUCCGGGCCAAGUACGAGAGGAAGGAGUUCGUGCACGUGGAGAAACAGGAACCGUACUCUGCAGGAUAUAGAGAGGGGUUUCUAUGGAAACGAGGGAGGGACAACGGACAGUUCCUGAGCCGAAAAUUCAUCCUGUCAGAGCGAGAGGGCGCACUGAAGUACUUCAACAAGCACGACGCCAGGGAGCCCAAGGCCAUCAUGAAGAUCCACACCAUAAACGCCACCUUCCAGACGGCCAAGAUUGGCCACCCCCACGGCCUGCAGAUCACGUAUCUGAAAGACAACAGCACCAGGAACAUCUUCGUCUACCACGAGGACGGGAAGGAAAUGGUGGACUGGUUCAACGGCAUCAGGGCAGCCCGGUUCCAUUACUUACAGGUGGCUUACCCUGGAGCCAGCGAUGCAGACUUGGUGACAAAACUAACGAGGGAUUACAUCAAGGAAGGCUACAUGGAGAAAACUGGCCCGAAGCAAACGGAAGGCUUCAAGAAGCGAUGGUUUACUCUGGAUGACAGGAGGCUAAUGUACUUCAAAGACCCUAUGGAUGCCUAUGCCAGGGGGGAGGUCUUUAUAGGGAGCAAAGAGAACAGCUACACUGUCCUGCUCGGCCUCCCACCCUCCACCCAGGGGAACCACUGGAAGUUUGGCAUCACCAUAGUAACCCCAGAGAGGAAGUUCCUGUUUACCUGUGAGACGGAGGAGGAGCAGAGGGACUGGAUGGGGGUCUUUCAGAGGGUGGUGAACAGACCCAUGCUACCCCAGGAGUAUGCGGUGGAAGCCCACUUCAAGCACAAACCCUGAGGGGCGGGGCUGAGGUCCUGUUUCGGGUGGGACAGGAGAAGCCAGGUGUUGUGCAUGACCUGAGCUGGACACACUGGAACCACACCUGGACUCAGGUGGACUGAGGGCAGUGAAAACAACCCCCCUCCCCUAAUCCUCACCCCGCCCCACCCUGCCCCACCCUGCCUUGGAAUGAAGAAUCAUCAUCAUCUUUUGUCCUUCGAUGGAGUGCCGUAACUGAGCUGGAAGCCCAGAAACGCCCGAAUCGAGCAUCUGUUACCCCUGCUGGUCCCCGGUAAACCCUGUCCUGCCCUCUGUCUCCAGAGUCUGUGCUAAUCUGCUUCUCUAAUGUACUGCUCUGGAAACCCGCCCCCCCCCCCCCCCACCCCCACCAACCUCGUCACUGAGAAGUAACCUUUACAUGAAUGUUGUCUUAACUUAUUUGUACUACACUGUUGUGAUGAAAUAACGUAUUGAUAAAAAAAAGAAGAAACAACAGAGGAAAGAAGUAAUAGGUAUCGCUGACUCUUAACCAAAACCACAGAUGCACUGUUUAUUUCAGUUGUGUUGACAUCAGAUUGAAGGCUGCUUGGACAUAGAUACUGUAUCUUGAAUUAAUCAAUGGGCAUACUCUUCUUUAAUGUGACAUGAUAAAUAUUUUAUGUCUCUGUGCAGUUUUAUUAUGUUCUGGAACAUUUCAGAGUGAACUACAGCAAAAAAUAAUUUUGUUUUGGUUCAACAGUUCAUACAUUUCGUGCGUAAAACAAUAACUCUGAAGUACUAGAUUCUACAAGCUCAAAGUAUUCUCACAUCGUUCCUCUUGAAUAGUAAAACUAUAGGUGGUUCACAGGGACGUCCUAUUUUAAAGGGUCCUCUGGCUUUUGUAGCUGUAGCUUUGAUGUGGUUGCAGUUGUACUUAUUGCAACAAAAUGAAGAAAUUAAUGUUUUGGUGUCUGAGAUGGUAAAAAGAGUCUCAGGCCUGUGGUUAUCUCUUAUGGGAAGUGAAGUCACUUAUUUCUCUCUCUUUCUCUCUCUCUCUCUCUCUCUCUUUCUCUAUCUAUCUCUUUCUUUUUUCUCUCUCUCUCUCACACACACACACACGAUCCAAUGCACCCUAUUUGAAAGACUUUAUAUUUCCAAUCUGUCGAUCAGCACCAGCCCAUCGUCAUGUUGCCUGCAGGCGUAUUAUUUUCAAAUUUCUCAGAGGAUCUGCGCUGACAGACAAGUAGACCACAGUUGAGUGGUUAGCUGCUUCCUGGUCUGUUGCCACGGUGAGGGAAGGAGAGUAAUGCAUGUGUUUCAACUGCAAAACCUCUCCCCAGCAUAAACGGUUGUGAACCAUGAGAAAACUGAACAGCCAUUUUAUGAUCUGUCCUCUCUGUUGUUUAUUUAUUUAUUUAUUUAUUGACACCUGUGAAAUAUUUUGGUUUUAUAAAAACUAAAAAAUUCAAGUGAACAAAAUGUGUGUUCUGGAAAGCAGGUGGUGCAGAAGGAGAGGGAAGUCUGCUAGCUUCAUCUACAAAUAAAAAAAAAACUAAAUCUAAUGUGA
Messenger RNA from Anguilla anguilla (European eel), 3361 nucleotides. RefSeq names its product arf-GAP with dual PH domain-containing protein 1. Gene Ontology annotation, cellular component: plasma membrane; intracellular membrane-bounded organelle. The transcript is spliced from 11 exons. Bases 700 to 1833 code for a protein of 377 amino acids. NCBI's taxonomy places the organism in Eukaryota, Metazoa, Chordata, Actinopteri, Anguilliformes, Anguillidae. Gene Ontology annotation, biological process: positive regulation of GTPase activity. Gene Ontology annotation, molecular function: GTPase activator activity; phosphatidylinositol bisphosphate binding. The record is from RefSeq and is a predicted model, not a curated record.